Messenger RNA from Lycium barbarum (goji berry), 1881 nucleotides. RefSeq lists its product as uncharacterized. The record is from RefSeq and is a predicted model, not a curated record. Gene Ontology annotation, biological process: mRNA splicing, via spliceosome. Gene Ontology annotation, cellular component: post-mRNA release spliceosomal complex. The transcript has a single exon. Lineage: Eukaryota; Viridiplantae; Streptophyta; Magnoliopsida; Solanales; Solanaceae. Bases 498 to 1625 code for a protein of 375 amino acids.
AUUUUCAAAAUGUGUCAAAAUUUUAUGGCUGAACAAAAAUUUGAAAACAAAUCUUAAAAUAUACUCAAAAAAACGAAAGUUAAUAUCGUGCAAAUGGUUAUUGACUACAAAGUGGAACCCCCGGUUUCAGAAAGUUUCCCUUUUUUAUGCUUCUCUUACAAUCUUAAUUGAUCUUCAUUUACCCCCUUUCUAAUGCCGUGCUAUAGGGUCGUGUUGGAAGAUUAAUUACGAAUUGGAGUAUGAAACCUAAAUAGUGUAGGAUUUGGUAUUUUUUUGUUAUUUAAUUUAUGUCUAACUAAGAUUUGCAGUCAAAAUUAUAUACGAAUAUGUUUUUCAGUUCCUAGGUUAAGCACUAUUAUAAAUAGAUAAAAAAUUCUAUGAGAUUCUGAAUAAAUUAUUUUCCCUGUAUAUGUUAGGGUUAUCUCCAUCUUGUAGUAAGCCUUCACCAUUACCAACUCUUGUCACAUAUCUCGAGACCGAGGAAACACCCUCAAUUUAUGAAUUUAAAGAGUUGUGAUUCCAGCAAUGUUAAUGAUUCUUCCAAGUCAAAGUUGGAAGGAAUCUUGAAAGCAAAAACAGUUCCACUGGUGUCCAAGAAAACAAGUGAAGAUGCAACAACUAUCAAACCAGCUUUAACUUCAAAUCAGUUAGCUGCAAAAGCAAUGAAGCUUCACAUGAAAUGGAUGCAUGAUGUAAUAGACAAAGCAGAUGUGUCAAACAUACAACCAAUUUGUAGGAGCACAAGCAGAUAUUUUAUGCAUGACGCAUAUGCUCGCGAAAAGAAGAAAAGGGAGGAUGCUGAUGUGCAUUUUGCUCAGGAAAUAGGGCAAAAUAGACAGUACAAUGCAUAUUGUCAGGCAGAUGAAUAUGAUUAUGACGAUGAGCCAAGGAGAAAGAUCCAGAAGAAAGCCGGUGUGGAAAAUAGCAGGCACAUUUUGACUCAGCAGGAGAGAUGCCAUUUUUGUUUUGAGAAUCCAAUGAAUCCAAAGCACUUGGUCGUUGCCAUCGCGAAUUUCACUUACUUAACAUUGCCAAAGUGGCAACCAAUUGUCCCUGGUCAUUGUUGCAUCUUAACUAUACAGCAUGAAUCAGCUACAAGAUCUUUAGAGGAUAAUGCCUGGGAGGAAAUUCGGAACUUCAAGAAAUGCCUCGUUAUGAUGUUUGCAAAGCAGGAGAAAGAUCUUGUGUUUCUUGAAACUGUGAUGGGUUUGGCCCAACAAAGGCGCCAUUGUUUGGUAGAAUGCAUUCCUUUAACCAGGAAAGUCGCAAAACAGGCACCUUUGUUCUUUAAGAAGGCUAUUGAUGAAGCGGAAGAUGAAUGGAGUCAGCACAAUGCUAAGAAGCUCAUAGAUACAAGUGUAAAGGGAUUGUGGACUUCAAUCCCAAAGGAUUUUCCCUAUUUCCACGUCAAAUUUGGCCUAAACAAGGGGUUUGUUCAUGUAAUAGACGAUGAAAAACAAUUUAAAAGUAGCUUUGGCCUCAAUGUGAUAAGAGGGAUGCUGAAAUUGCCACCUGAAGACAUGCAUCAACAUCGGAAGCACGAAUCAUUGGAUACACAAAAACAAGCUGUGGCAUGUUUUGCCCGAGAUUGGGAGCCUUUUGACUGGACUAAACAUCUCGAAUGACUAUCAUUCGGUAUUCAACUGAAGUUUACAGUACAGACGUGUGAUAUCUGCACUAAGUAGUUAAAUGUAUAAUACAUUGCUUUGUUCCCUGUAAAUGGAAUUGUCCAUGCUGAAGUAUGCGGGUAGAUAUAUAAUAUUUUGUAUCUUGAUUACUUAGCUAUGCAUUUUGACUGGACUAAACAGCUAUUGACUAGCAUUUUGCAUUAACAGAUUUCUCAAUAAUUAUCUUUCUGUUCUCUCAAACUGUCCAAUGCUA